GUCAUUAUGUGGGCGGCGGUGUACACCCUCUGGUAUCAUCCGAUGGAAAACACGCUGGGUCACGUGAUGGGGUUUAUGAACACCUGGAUCUUCAUGUUGCAGGGUGGCCUGGUCUACACAGACAUGCACCUCAAUAAAUAUUGGCGCUUUGUGCUGGAGACCUGGGUGGCGGUGCACGGGGCCAUCGUGGCCUACCAGACAGGAGGGCCUACAGGGUACUGGCCCAUGUUCACUUUCGGUUUCAGCGCCCUCGUGGUCUUCACCCAGUUGUUCACACUGCCAUUCUGGAAGCAACUCCCCACAUGGACACGUUACGUCCCUGCCUUGGUCUACCUCGCCAUCACCCUCCACACCUACAGCAGUCUGCCUGAUGAGAACGGCCGGCUAUGGACCAGGCUAUGGGAACCCAUCGUUAUUCCACUCAACCAGUACUUCUUUGCACUGGCCAUAUGUGGUCUUGUGACCCUAUGUCUUAACAUUGAGAGCAAAUUUAACGCUUCUUUCAUACACAAGAGCUUGGUUCAAGUAGAGUAUGUUGGUUGCAUCAUUGGAUUUCUUCUGUUGUACCUAGCUAAGGUUGUUUUUUCAUGGGCCUACCAGUACUAUGAUGCACAGCUACCGGGGAACCCAAUGGUCUAUUUUGUAGGUGUUUUCACCCCCAGUGCUAUUGUUGCCAGCUUUUUUAUUAAGCGUUUGGUUGAAGGCAAGGUUUGAGCCAUUGAAUUAUUAAAUGGAAUAUUCUAGGUGUUCAAUAUAUCCAAGUUCCCAAACAGAAUAGCAGAGACUGUAUAAAGUGUAUAAUAAAAAUCGGAGCGAACUACUAUCCAGAUGGUACCCAAGCUACUGUCCAUUUUGAUCAACUUCAAGUCCUUUGAGUGACCACUAUACAAAGGUCUGACUGCAGGGCUCGAAAUACCACCUGCAUAUGCAGGAUAGUGCAGGUAAAAUUGGAGCUGUGCAGGUAUUUCUGGUGUCUA
This is a messenger RNA of Branchiostoma floridae (Florida lancelet), 977 nucleotides long. RefSeq lists its product as uncharacterized. Bases 7 to 714 code for a protein of 235 amino acids. The record is from RefSeq and is a predicted model, not a curated record. Lineage: Eukaryota; Metazoa; Chordata; Leptocardii; Amphioxiformes; Branchiostomatidae. The transcript is spliced from 3 exons.